Molecule: messenger RNA, 3458 nt
Organism: Mirounga angustirostris (Northern elephant seal)
Lineage: Eukaryota; Metazoa; Chordata; Mammalia; Carnivora; Phocidae
Gene: SLC6A16
Product: solute carrier family 6 member 16
Exons: 11
Coding region: 652-3024 (790 amino acids)
Biological process (GO): sodium ion transmembrane transport
Cellular component (GO): plasma membrane
Source: RefSeq, a predicted model, not a curated record
CAGUAUAUUGAUCCAUGGACCCAUUUGUGCCAUAGAUCCCUGUGCCAAUACCACACUCUCUUAAUUACUAUAGCUUUAUAAUUAGUCUUUACAUUUGGUUCUUCUUUGUCAAGAUUGUAUUACCCAUUCUAGGCCUUUUGCUUUUCAUGUACAUUUUAGAAUCAGCUUGUCAGUUUCCCCAAAACCCUGAUGUGAUUUCAAUAAGAAUUGCAUUGAAUUUAUAGAUCAAAUUGGGGAUAAUUGACAUUGUUAUACUUCCAUUUCACAAACAUGUUAUAUCCCUUUAUUUUCUCCCAGUAGUAUUUUAGUGUGUACACGUGUGUGUGUGUGUAUGUGUUGAAAGGCCUUGCUCAUCUUUUGUUAAAAUUAUUCCUAGACAUUUUAUGUCUUUUGGUAUUAUUGUUGGUAGUAUUCUUUUAAAAUUAUUAUUUUCUAGAGGCAUACAUAUUCUUGGUAUGUUUUCAAGGGUAGAGACUCUAUAUUCUUCUCCACAUAAGGAUGAAAGGGUUUGGGAGGCCUCAGGGGUUCUUGUAGGAUGAGUCUUGUCUUUCCUUAGCUCAUAUAUCUGAAGUCUGUAGUUCUUGAUGUCCUUAAGGUCAACAAAGAAGGAAGCCCCAUCCCUGCAGAAGCAGGAACUAGAGUCCACCCAGGAUGACAUCUCUUAGUGAAAACACGGAGGCCCAAGAUGAGAGACCCCAGAUUUCUAGACCUUCAGAUUCCAGAUCCCUGAUUACUACUACCUCAGCUUCCCAGCUGUUAAAGUCUGAUUUGACUACUGAGGAACCAAGGUCAGAGGGACAGAAGUUUGACACUGUGUCAUCAUACCUUUGGUCUGAUGAAGAUAAUGAUGAAAUCCUGGAGACCAUAGACAAUGACGAGCCAAAGGAGGAAGCCCCCACUGACCGACCAUCAUGGGCCAAUAAAAUGGAGUACCUCCUGGCCCAGGUGGGCUUUUCUGUGGGACUGAGUACCAUCUGGCGCUUUCCUUAUCUGUGUUUUCACAACGGAGGUGGCAGUUUUCUCAUCAUCUACAUGCUCAUGCUGUUCUUGGUCGGGGUUCCUCUUCUAUUCCUGGAGAUGGCAGCUGGUCAGAGGAUGCGUCAGGGCAGCAUUGGUGUAUGGAAGGUCAUCAGCCCCUGGAUUGGUGGUGUGGGGUAUACCAGCUUUAUGGUGUGCUGCAUCGUGGGUUUGUACUACAGUGUGCUCAUGGCUUGGAGUCUCUUCUAUUUGGGACAGUCUUUCCAGUCUCCACUGCCUUGGUCAAAGUGCCCCUUACUGAGGAACUCCAGUGAUUUUGAUCCUGAAUGUGAGCGGACAACACCCACCACAUACUUUUGGUACCGGAAUAUAUUGAAGGCCACAGAUGAAGUUGAAAUGGGUGGACUACCAGUUAUGCAUCUCAGUGUCUCUCUCUUUAUGACAUGGUUAAUUAUCUGCAUCUCCAUGAUCAAAGGACCCAAGUCCACUGGGAAGAUGCUGUAUGUGUCAGUACUCCUUCCCUACUUCAUCCUUUUCUGUCUCCUUAUCCGGAGUCUCAUGCUGGAAGGCGCACAUUUUGGUCUCAAGAAUUUGUUGGCUGCCAAGGUGAGGUCCCUGUACUCUGUGGAAGUGUGGCGCCGGACAGGGAACCAGCUCUUUUUAUCCAUGGGCCCUGGCUUUGGCAGCAUCACUGCAAUCAGCUCAUACAGACCUCGGUCCAACAACUGUGUCAUGGAUGCCUUUGUUGUGGCUUUUCUCAACUUGACAGCCUCACUGACUGCCAUGGUGUUUGUAUUUGCCAUAAUGGGCCACUUGGCCACAGAGAACAAUGAAAAAUGUUACCUGAGGAAUGCUGAGACAGUGCAGUAUCUGAUAGCUGCUGGGGUGCUGCCUGCCGAGGCCCACCCCCCAGACAGUAUGUAUCAUGAUCCAAGCUCCAUCUACUCUGGGUGGCUCAAGAGCCUCCCUAAACAAGUCAAAGACACGGUCCUACCCUAUAUGACCAAUUGCAACAUAGCUCAUGAAUUGACGGAGGUAGGCAGCUGUAGCCUCUGUAGCACCAAGCCCUGGAGUUCAUAUAAGCGUGUUCAUACCAACCCAAAAGAGUUGCCAGACCAGCAGCUGUUGUCGGAAGAAGUCCUCCUGCCUCAAGGCCAGAUGAGUUUAACAAUGUCUAUUAAUGGUGCUAUAGAUUGUGUCCUAGGGGAGGGGACAGGAAUGCAGUUAAGAUUCUACAGCGUGAGCUCAGAGCUCUUGCCCUUCAUCCCAUCACAGGUUAUGGAGGGUCCUGGUGUGGCCAUUGUGGCGUUUACCAAUAUCACCUCUGUGUUUUCUGGAUCCACCUUCUGGGCCAUCAUCAUCUUCCUGUUGCUGGUGAGCCUGGGGCUGAGCACCAUGAUGGGGAUCAUGCAGGGCAUUGUUACUCCUCUCCAGGACACUUUCUCUUCCCUCAGGAAAUAUACAAAUCUGCUCACAGUGGGCGUCUGUGUGCCUAUGUUCCUGGGCAGCCUCAUUUUCGUGACGCCUUCGGGUAGCUACUAUGUGAACCUGCUGGAUGAUUACUGGGUAUCUCUGCCCAUCUUCUUCAUUGUCAUCUUGGAGAACAUAGCCAUGGCCUGGAUCUAUGGAGCCAGAAGGUUCCUUGCAGACUUGAUUAUCAUGUUGGGCCGCCCCAUCUCUCCCAUCUAUCGUUGGCUGUGGUGUUUUCUGUCUCCAUUUGUGCUGCUAGUCCUGUUUGUAAGCACCCUGCUUCAUCUGUUUCUGAAGACCAUCAACUACUUGGCCUGGGACUCAAGCAUUUCAAAUGAGGUGAUCCGAAUUUAUCCAUCAUGGGCUAAGGUCUUGCUCAUCAUCCUCAUCACCAUUACCAUCUUGCCUAUCCCUGCCUACUUCUUGUACACACUCAUUGGCGUGGAUUUCACAGUCUCCAUGAUUCACAGUGGGGCCACGGUUAUCUUCAAACCUGAAGCUAAAGAGAACUCACUGAAGUCCUAUCCACGGCUUCAGGUGAGGAAAAGUCAAAAGAUUAAUAAAAUGGAUAAGUAACAGGGAAAAACCUCUCUGCCAUGUGAGUAAUUCAUCUUGGAAAUAAAGACUUGGUUUAUUUGGCAAAACAUCACUUCUUUUUCAAAGUAGAACUCUCUGGCUGGCAACUUGACAUUAGAAAAGGUAAAAGUAGCACCUGCUAAUGUAACUGGACCCAAGACAUUUUGUUUUCCUGGAUUGGGAAAGUUUUUUUCUGGCCAGAUGGAGGUUAACAUAGCAGCGAUUCUCUGCAUCUCCUAUACUUGCCCUCACCAGACACAUAAUAACGGUAUUCUUUAACUUCCAGUAUUUGGUUGAUGGUGACUGCUGAUCCUACUUCUCCUAGGCUGCCUUCCUCUUGGAAUUGGUCUGUGUCAGGUCUCAUCCCUAUGAAACUAAGGUAAAAAUGGUGCUGGUAACUACAUCAGUGGAACUUUGCUUUUGUCAUAAAAAAA